Puccinia triticina is the source of this 1326-nucleotide messenger RNA. RefSeq lists its product as uncharacterized. Gene Ontology annotation, biological process: regulation of glycogen biosynthetic process. The record is from RefSeq and is a predicted model, not a curated record. Lineage: Eukaryota; Fungi; Basidiomycota; Pucciniomycetes; Pucciniales; Pucciniaceae. Gene Ontology annotation, cellular component: protein phosphatase type 1 complex. The coding region runs from base 1 to 1326 and encodes 441 amino acids. The transcript has 5 exons. Gene Ontology annotation, molecular function: glycogen binding; protein phosphatase 1 binding.
AUGUUCUCCCUCCAGCCGCCACCCGAACAGCCCUCGCCACCCUCAUCCACCCCCUCACACUGCAAGAGCUACUCCGACUACCAGUUCCCAACAGUCCACUUCAACGCACCCACGCCGCCCACUGCAGCCGAACGGACCGCAGACUACUUCGCCAAGCCAACCCGCCCGCUCCACCAGAAGGCCCAGUCCGAGUCGCUCAUGCGUCUCCAGCUGCCACACUCCCCCACAGCCUCGCUCGACAACAUCCCCAUGCUGCGCAAGAACUCCUACGCCAACCUGCCCUCGCGCAGCGCACCCUCCACCCCCACCCAGCAGGCCGGCCCCAAGGCCGUCCACUUCGACGCCCACCUCGAGCACGUCCGCCACUUCCUCUCCCAGCAACGGCCCAUCGCCGUCAGCAGGGACGGCUCGCCCAUCGAGACAGAGACCGAGGGCGAGGAGGAGUACCCCUUCCCGCCCAUGGCCACAGUACAGCAGCCGCCGCCAACCAAGCUCGUCAUCGAGCUGCCCAACAUGCCCCUCCAGCCCCGCCUCUCCCCCGCACACAAGCUCUGUCUCUCCACACUCGAACUCGCCCCCGACGCGAAGACCCUCAAGGGCACCGUGCUCGUCGAGAACAUCAGCUUCGAGAAACGCGUCGCCGUCCGGUUCACCUUCGAUGCCUGGCAGACCGUCUCCGAGCUCCAGGACGUGCUCGCCCGGAUCAACGAGCGCCAGAUGGAGGUCGCCGUCCGCUACCGGGCCAACGGCCACGAGUUCUGGGACAACAACGGCGGCGCCAACUACCGCGGCGAGCCGUGCGCAUGGGCCGUCACCCUCCGCGCCGAGCUCGACCGGCUCGUCGGCGACGACCUCGGCAUCCCCCCGCCCGUCGGCCUGCCCCGCAAGAAGCCCCACCACCAGCACGCCGCCUCGUUCUCCGGCGCCUCCCGGCUCGACGCGCUUGUCGCGGGCGCCCAGCUGCGCAACGGUGCCGGCCUCUCCGCGCGCUACGACUUCGGCCUCUCCCUCAAACAGGCCGCCUCCACCGGCGCCCACAAGCCGGCCCGGUUCGUCCCCAUGGUCCCCACCCCGACUCGCACGUCCGUGCCCAGCGAAUGGAUCGGCCUCGCCUCCUCUCCAUCCCCCGCCGCCUUCCUCGACACCCUUGCUAAUCCCUCCCCAGCUGCUAAACGCUGGUCCACCGGCAGACAACCCGAUCCCGCCUUUGCCGCUCUCGCCAGACAGGACACCCGCUGUCCCCGACAGUCCCCGCCCCCGUUCGCGUGCUUCGCAUCCGGCCUCGUCACGCCCCAGUCGCCCUCGCUCACCGACGAGUCCGGAUGA